Messenger RNA from Pyrus x bretschneideri (Chinese white pear), 913 nucleotides. RefSeq names its product leucine-rich repeat protein 1. Gene Ontology annotation, molecular function: protein binding. The coding region runs from base 7 to 657 and encodes 216 amino acids. The transcript is spliced from 6 exons. NCBI's taxonomy places the organism in Eukaryota, Viridiplantae, Streptophyta, Magnoliopsida, Rosales, Rosaceae. The record is from RefSeq and is a predicted model, not a curated record.
CUGGCCAUGGCGGCGGCAUCCAGGUUCUUCUUCACUCUAACCCUAUCCCUAAGCGUAUGCCUCCUUCCGCUGGUGUAUUGCAACUCCGAAGGCGACGCUUUGUACACGUUCCGGCGGAGCUUGUCGGAUCCCGAUAACCUGCUCCAGAGCUGGGAUCCUACCCUCGUCAACCCUUGCACUUGGUUUCACAUCACCUGCAACCAGGACAAUCGCGUUACCCGAGUGGAUUUAGGUAAUUCAAACCUCUCUGGACAUUUGGUACCUGAACUAGGAAAGCUUGAGCAUCUUCAAUAUCUGGAGCUUUACAAAAAUAACAUUCAAGGAACUAUUCCAGCUGAGCUUGGUAACCUGAAGAGCCUCAUUAGCUUGGACUUAUAUAACAACAACAUAUCGGGGACCAUUCCUCCGUCGUUGGGGAAAUUGAAAUCACUUGUGUUUUUGCGUCUCAAUGACAAUCGGUUAACUGGGCCAAUCCCCAGGGAUCUUACGGGUAUUUCAAGCCUCAAAGUUGUGGAUGUAUCAAACAAUGAUUUAUGUGGGACGAUUCCUACCAGUGGACCCUUUGAGCACAUCCCCUUGAACAACUUUGAGAACAACCAUCGACUCGAAGGUCCAGAAUUGUUGGGACUUGCAAGUUACGAUACAAACUGCUCGUAAAGAAGAUGGAAUCUUGACUCUUUGAAUUAGAUAUCUACGUUAUAAAAGUGUAUCGUCGUCAGAAUUUAGGGGCUGGUUAUAAACUAUAUUCCUCAUAUAAAGAAUAUUUGUAAAUUUGGUGAUACUAAAUGGCAUCGACACAUUUGUAACUGUAUCGUUGCGCUUGUGUUAAUACGUUGAAGACAUGAUUUGCGUUGGUUUAGUAGCAGUAAAAGUUUUAAGGGAAAAGGGCAUGUCCUUGAUUUGAUUAGGUAAA